AUGCCUCGAUUUGUUCCUCGUCAGCGAAAACAUAAGGUUCUUGCACGAGAACAGGCAGGACGCCCGCAUACGCCACAAGCCGGCGCCAAUGAAGAGAUCAUCGUGCCGUUGAGCCAGUCCGAGCGAGAGGAGAAGAGACGUCUGCUGAAAGAGGAGCUGAGGUCACAGCAGCCCGCCAAAAUAUCGUCCAAAAAACAAAAGCGCUUAGACAAGUAUAUCGAAAACAAACUGAAGAAGGAUGAGACACACGAUUUGUUGCGGAAAUUAGAGAGGGAGAACGAAAAAUACGAAGCCACUCUAGCAGACUCGAGCCACCUAGGUAAACGCAGUUUCGGGGCUUUUCUGAGUGGCUCAGGAAGAGUUGGAGAGCGAGAGAAGAAGGCAGAUGCUAAGAAGCAAGAAGAGGAUGGUUCUGAAGUUGAGAGCGAGGACUCGUUCGAAGGCGACAAGCGGAGUGCCUUCACCAAGGAAGCAAACGGGCAACUCGAAAUCAAGAUACCUGCUACAGUCUCUCAAGGCACCGGCCUCGCACGGCCAUUACUGCUAGACGAAAAUGGGUUACCCGUAAUCCAGACUAGGAAGAGUAAAAAGCAGAAAAAGGCACAAGAAGAAAUACCUGAAGAGCUACCCUGGGAAGGAUUUGAGUCAGAACCAAGCGACUCUGGACAUCUUUCUGACCAUGGCACAUCAAGUGAAUCGGGAGAAUCUGAAUCCGAGGAAUUGGUCUCGGACUCUGACUCGGCGUCAAGCGAUGGGGAGGACGACGACGAGCAGGAGGAGUCUGGUUCGGACGAGGAAGACUCUGGAAGUGAAACAUCCGAGAUAUCUGGUCAGCAAAAGUUAGCUCCCAGGAAGUCCGCCUUCAAAGCCUGGGCCACGACGCAGUUAAACCAAGCCGUGGGGCAUACGCCAUCGUACACUUCUGGCGAGGGCGAGCUUCUGCCAAAGCCUGCUCCCCCAGUACAGAAAACGAAGCCUGCUCCAACAGUCAAGCCUGGCAUCCUUCCAGAGCUGCCAAGGUCACAAAGUCUUAGGACUGUGUACUCUGUACCUGUCGAACGGUCCGAAACGAUUCAGCAAUCCCGCUCUACCCUCCCUAUUAUACAACGAGAACAGGAAAUCAUGGAAGCUGUGCACAAUAAUGCUGUGGUCAUAGUCAAAGGAGAUACAGGUAGUGGAAAGACUACGCAGUUACCUCAGUUCUUGUAUGAAGCAGGAUAUGGCUCGCCUGAAGGACCUGCACCCGGAAUGAUUGGGGUUACUCAACCUCGUCGGGUCGCUGCGGUCAGCAUGGCAAAUCGAGUAGCAAAGGAACUAGGGGCUUCGGGGAAGAAGGUUUCUUACCAGAUCAGAUUUGACAGUACGGUAUCUUCUGAUACCGCGAUCAAGUUCAUGACCGAUGGAAUCUUGCUGCGAGAAUUGUCGCAGGAUCUACUGCUGAGGAAGUAUUCGGUAAUUGUUAUCGAUGAAGCACAUGAACGAAGUGUGAAUACGGAUAUCCUCAUUGGUAUGCUCAGCAAGGUUGUUCCAGCACGGAUGCAGAAAAGCAAGUUCAACCCAGAUCCCAAACCUUUGAAAUUGAUCAUCAUGUCUGCUACGCUGAACCUGGAUGAUUUCCUCCACGAAAAGCUCUUUCCGCCCACGGUGAGACCGCCUAUGGUUGAAGCUGAAGGCAGGCAGCAUAGAGUGACGACUCACUUUGCGCUAAGGUCCAGGGCGGACUAUGUGGAAGAGGUCAUUGAGAAGGUCAGGCGCGCCCAUAAGAAACUUCCGAGAGGUGGUAUUCUGGUUUUCCUGACUGGUCAAAAUGAGAUCCGACAAGUCAGUAGCCGGCUGAAGGCCUUGCUUGCCCCCGGGAAUCAAUCCUCUUUUAUGACCGGAAUGCCUCGCGUUCAGGUAGCGGCCAGUGAAGCACCUUUGGAAGCAGAAGACUUGGAGAUCGGAGAUCCAAAAUUCACUGCAGAAGAAGACGAUUUCGAUGUGGAUAUCGUUACUCACUCUGAUGAAGAAGAGGAAGACGAUGAGUUCGACAUCUCUGACGAUGAGGGCGAGGACGAGGACGGAAACGAUGAAUCUUUAAAUGCGACGCUGAAAUCGACGAGGGCGGCGUCGAAUGAACCCUACACUUCUGUGCACAUAUUGCCGUUGUACUCGCAGCUGCCGACGACGGAACAGCUCAAAGUCUUUGAGCCUCCACCAUCGGGUGCUCGAAUGAUUGUGCUGGCGACUAACGUCGCCGAAACCAGUUUGACUAUCCCUGGGAUCCGGUACGUUUUUGAUACUGGGCGCAGCAAAGAGCGCAAAUACAAUCUGGACACUGGGGUGCAGAGCUUUGAAAUCGACUAUAUCAGCAAGGCCAGCGCCCAGCAACGAGCAGGGCGUGCUGGUCGUACCGGACCUGGCCAUUGUUGGCGCCUGUACACCUCAGCCGUCUAUGAACAGUUUUUCCCCGACCAUGCUGAACCUGAAAUUCUCAGAGCACCAGCUGAGAGCAUAGUCUUGCAGCUCAAAGGCUUCGCGUACCCGAGACCCAUUGCACAAUUCCCCUUCCCUACGCCUCCGAGUGCUUUAAUGCUAAACAAGGCAGAGCAACUCCUCAAAAAUCUAGGCGCGCUCACAGACUCGGGUACCAUCACCGACCUAGGCAAACAGCUCUCCAUCUACCCACUCUCACCACGCCUCGGCAAAAUCCUGGCGGCUGGUGUGAGCGAUCUGAACGUCCUCUGGCAUGUACUGACUCUUGUCUCGGCGCUCGCCGUGCCUGAAAUCUUCAUAACAGAAGCACAGCUCGAUCUCAACGUAUCCUCGAACACCACUGAAGUCUACACCCUCGAAAAUCAACAAGACGAUGAUGAGCGCGACAGACUGAAGCAGGCAUACGGUCGUGCUCGUGCGAUACUCAGCAAAUCCGAUAAGAGCUCUGACGCCAUCAAGCUUCUUACUGCGGUGAACCUCUAUCUAACGGCGGGGGACAAGGAACAAUUAUGCAGAGACCUUUUCCUGCGACCCAAAGCCAUGGCCGAAAUUGCACAACUUCGAGGUCAACUUGAGUCGAUUGUCCGUUCCAACAACCGCACCAUCACAAACGAGGUUCUUGCGGCCAGCAAGUCUAAUGUCUCCCUGGACAGCAACUCCAAAGGAAAGAGCAAGAUCAAGCAGUUGAACACGAUAGCGGCAUCCGGGUAUAUUGACCAGGUUGCUAUUCGGUACGACCGGAGUGCCAACCAUGUUGAUUUGGGCACAACACCCAAGCCGCGGAGAGCGAUCGACGUACCUUACAUUCCUCUCGUACCACUACACGACAGGGCUUCAGCAACGCUUUUGGAACGAGCCGUCUACAUCCACCCGUCGAGCGUGCUGGCCAGACUUGGCGUGAAAGACGUGCCUGAGUACAUCUGCUACAGCCAUCUGCAGCGCGCACAGGAGCGCGCAGUUGUGUCUGGGUCCCCGUCCAAGACACGAAUGUUUCCUCUGACCCCCCUUGACGGUGCACAGUUGGCGUUUCUGGCCAAGGACACGGCCAUGAUCGAAUACGGCAAGCCCGUGGCAAAGAGUAAAGUCGAGGACAUCCCCGGUACGCCUAGAAGGAGGGAGUGCUGGGUCAAUGUCGAACUCCGCGGGGCAAAGGGCACAGGAGGAUACGGUUGGCCUUUGCCGCCGACAAAGGUUCGACAGGUCAUGGACGUGAAUAGUAAGAGUGGCUGGCGAGUUGAGAAAGUCUUGAGCUGA
This is a messenger RNA of Exophiala spinifera, 3729 nucleotides long. RefSeq lists its product as uncharacterized. Bases 1 to 3729 code for a protein of 1242 amino acids. Gene Ontology annotation, cellular component: intracellular anatomical structure; nucleolus. The record is from RefSeq and is a predicted model, not a curated record. Gene Ontology annotation, biological process: maturation of SSU-rRNA from tricistronic rRNA transcript (SSU-rRNA, 5.8S rRNA, LSU-rRNA). Gene Ontology annotation, molecular function: RNA binding; ATP binding. The transcript has a single exon. NCBI's taxonomy places the organism in Eukaryota, Fungi, Ascomycota, Eurotiomycetes, Chaetothyriales, Herpotrichiellaceae.